This is a messenger RNA of Toxotes jaculatrix (banded archerfish), 1422 nucleotides long. RefSeq names its product chromatin accessibility complex subunit 1 (gene chrac1). Lineage: Eukaryota; Metazoa; Chordata; Actinopteri; Toxotidae. The coding region runs from base 54 to 419 and encodes 121 amino acids. Gene Ontology annotation, molecular function: protein heterodimerization activity. Gene Ontology annotation, cellular component: CHRAC; nucleus. The record is from RefSeq and is a predicted model, not a curated record. The transcript has 3 exons.
CGUCAGCGUUCAAAACAAUACUUGAAGUUCCGUCUGUCUGGCGCCUCGUCCUCAUGAAGAUGUCUCAAAAUAAUCCCGACAAAGACGACCAGGCGUCUAGCAACAAAAAGACAAUCUCCCUCCCGAUAUCCAGAGUGAGGUUGAUCAUGAAGAGCUCCCCGGAUGUCUCCAGCAUCAACCAGGACGCUCUUUUCCUCACCACCAAGGCGACAGAGCUGUUUGUCCAGCACCUGGCUCUCUCCUCAUUCAACAACGGAUCCGGAAAGGAAACUAACACCUUGUCCUACAGCGACCUGGCCAACACCGCGGAGGCGACCGAGACUUUCCACUUCCUAACAGAUAUUCUGCCUAAGAAGAUCUUGGCGCGAGAUUACCUCAAGUCAUUGGAGCAAAUGCAAGAAGAGGAUGCUGACUUUUAAAAAGGACACUGCACCGGCUGCAUUUCACGUGUGGACAGAUCAAAUGUACACGUCCUGCCAUGCAAGUGACUGGCAGAGGACGCAGCCUGAAAUUUCUCAGUGCUUCAGAAUACACUGACCGAGUUCAGUUUUAGGGCUUGUGGAAAAAGCCACGCAGGGCUAAUGUGAAAUGAAGACUCAGAGAUCAACUUUAAACACAACAACGCGCAGAGUCUUAGAGAAAACUAGAAGUUGUACUGUAUAUUUAUGAUAAAUAAUUGAUGCCAGCAAGCUAAAUUUGUAUUAAUGGCCUAAACAAAGCAGCCUCAGAUGAAUCAUAAUGCAAUCAUCCCCUGAGUUUUCUGUAGAAUUGAUUACCUCUACAAAGACAAUAUUUUCUUGGUAGGCGAAAAUAGUGUUGUUACACUUGAAUGUUUUUAGGAUUUCAGAGCGAUUUUGCAUGUGGUCAGCAUUCCUAGACUAUCAUUGGAAGGUUUUCUGAUCACAAAGAAUUAUAAAUUUUGUUUUGCUUGUACAGCUAUUAGGAAGAAUGAAUUGGUUUUACUUAACAACUUGCAGGCUUCUCUCACGCUACAGACCAAGAAUCAAUUCCACACACAGCUGGAGCACAGAUGUCUCAGCUCCUGACUUAUUAUUGCCUUUAAAAUAUGAUUCGGUGAACACUCUAUUUUAGAGAAGCUGUCAAACAUCGAUUUCCAAGUGAAAUGUGCUGAUGAUACUGAUUCUGUGUUUUGUUUUUUCAUGUUUGAGUUGUGAGUAGAUAAUCAUAAAUACUUGAAAGUUAUCUAAACUAAUGGAAAGUACAAAUACCUCUGUUUUCCAGCUUAAUUACAAAGCAGCUGAACAUGCUGUGUCUUUUCCAAAUGAAAAUUCACACUCCGCCGAACAGAUGUGAAUAUUUUCGUGUAUAUAACAGCUGACCACCUUUCAAGGAAUCUUCCUCAUAUAUUUGCAAAUUUGUUGUUUAGAUUUGAUAUUGAAAUAAACCAAGUUAAACAAGUCA